Molecule: messenger RNA, 660 nt
Organism: Pseudogymnoascus destructans
Lineage: Eukaryota; Fungi; Ascomycota; Leotiomycetes; Thelebolales; Thelebolaceae
Product: Cell wall alpha-1,3-glucan synthase ags1
Exons: 1
Coding region: 1-660 (219 amino acids)
Biological process (GO): fungal-type cell wall (1->3)-alpha-glucan biosynthetic process
Cellular component (GO): fungal-type cell wall
Molecular function (GO): alpha-1,3-glucan synthase activity
Source: RefSeq, a predicted model, not a curated record
AUGAUAACAAGGUUUGUCCCAGGGCACGAUGCACGACUGAAUUCGACUGUUCCGCUUGGCCAUCAAGAAGGUAUCGAAAUCUCGUUCUACUUCUCGAACGAAAUGAACUGCACUAGUGUGACCGAAAGAAUUACAAUCACAUCCAAAACAGAAGACGCUACGGCUGCUUCUAUACUCAAACGCUCUGUCAAGUGCGCCAAUGUGCCUCGUCAGGUUGAACUUGACGUUCCAGGAAACAUCCCGAGCAUCUGGAAGUUCAGCGCCACGCUCACUGGUGUCGGCCACGGUGUACACGCUAUUACCGUUAAAGACGUUCCAAUGGAGACUGGUACCAAAUCAACUAGGUCGACCGAUAAGUUCCUUUUCCGUACUGGCGCACAGGAUAACCCGAUUGCAUUCCCGCGUUCGGCAAACUACAGCUCUAGUCUGCUACAGCGACGUGACAAUGGCACCCUUUUCAUUAGUCACAAGGCUGCUGGAGCUGAUUACUGGAGGUAUACCUUGGACUGGACGAAUUAUAGUCAGUGGUUCACGUACCAGGGCGGGGAAGUUAAUAUUCCGCCCAAGAACUGGACAGGAACAGCCAAGCAAAAGUGGAAGGGCGAGCAUGUAAUUGUUGAGUAUUAUAACAGGGAUUCUGGCAGCUCUGAUUACGUCUAA